UUCUGGUGCACAGUAAGACCCGUCACGUGAUUCUUUUGCGUUUUCACAAGCUACUCUGUGCGUUGCCCCCUUGUUUAGACCAUCUAUUUUCAGUAGCAUUUCAUAUCCUUUCACUGAUACAACCGUAAUGAACGAUUACGGUUACGGAGGAUACGGUGGGCAGUAUGGUGGUGGUGGUGGAGGAGGAGGACAAUACGGUGGGGGCCGUGGCGGCUAUGGGGGAGGUGGUGGUGGAUAUAGCCGAGGUGGCAAAUACGGAGGAGGUGGGGGUGGCUACAGAAGUGGAGGAGGUGGUUACGGGGGAGGUUGGGGAGGACGUGACUAUUUUGGAAACGGGGGGAGAGGCCGACAAAACCAGGAGUUGGACCCCGAGAGCGAAAUGUUCCGAAAGCUGUUUGUUGCUGGCUUGAACUACGACACGACUGAGGAAAACCUGAAGAAGUACUUUGAACAGUGGUGUGAAGUAACCAAAUGUACCAUUGCAAAAGACCCAAGCACACGCAGAUCUCGUGGCUUCGGCUUCAUCACUUUCAAAACGGCAGCUGACCUCGACAAGGCUCAACGUGAAAGGCCGCACGAGAUAGACGGGAGAGAAAUUGUGUCCAAACGAGCCAUGCCAAAAGAGGAAGAGGGUGGGCCACCCCCGGAGUCGGUAUCGAAGAUGUUCCUGGGCGGGAUGAAGGACGACACGACGGAGGACCAGGUGCGGGAAGCGUUCGAGGAUUAUGGAACCAUCAAACAGAUUGACCUCGUCAAGGACCGCAGCACGGGCAAACUGAAGGGAUUUGGCUUUGUCACAUUCGAUGACUAUGACCCGGUUGACAAAGCUGUCCUGAAAAAAUAUCACAAGAUAAAUGGCCGCACCCUUGAAGCUAAAAAAGCCCAGUCAAAAACGGAUGACCUUGAUUUCCGACAGCGAGGAGGUGGAUACAGGGACUCGUAUGGGGUUACUGAAAGAUUCCGGGGUGGAGGAGGUGGUGGUGGUGGAGGAAUGCGUGGAGGCGGAGGAUACUGGGAUGGAUACUACGGGGGAGGAGGUGGUUACGGUGACUACUAGAUGGUUGUCGAAUGAAGAUUGUGGGAAGGUCAUGACUGGAAGUUUACCAGCACAUUUGUACAGCAAAAGACAAGAGUUCAAACUGGCAUGGUAGAGACUGACAGCACGUGAGGGGCCAGUCGUUGUUUCUAAGACCAACAUAAUUUUAUUAAAUAGUCUCUAAGGCACAUUUAGCAUAAAACUUAUUCAGAUAAUGUGACUGCACUACACUGUAUUUAGUUGACCUUUCCUGAUCCAAUCCAGUAUGUUGAUCGGCUGGAACAAAUUGUUAAUGAAUUUUGUACUAACAAUAUGUGUAAAUUUUAAUGCUCAUUAUUUUAAGGAAAAAACAAACAUUUGAUGUUGAUAACAAUUGUACAUUUGAUCACAAAUUUGCAGGUGUUUUUCUUGUGUAAAGUUGAAGUUAAAAUAUUUCACUAAUGUGUACUUAAUUUUUAAUAUUUUUUUUUUUAUUUUUUUUUAAGGAGGAUUGUAUUACAUUUUGUGAUUUGCUCCUAACUUAUUUGUAAAUUUUGCUGUGAACAAAAAAAAAGACAUCUUUAUUCUAUUAGGCUCAGAAGCAGGUGCUUCUGUAUUGACUGUACGAGAUCUUGUACCUCGAGAAAACUGGGGGUGGGGUGAGGCAGUUUAUUUAGUAUUCAACCAGAACUAAGACCUUGAACACUAAUGAGCUUCACGACAUUUAAGUAUUUUCUGUUCCGAGAUUUAGCCGUGCCCAAGACAUCAUUUAAUAAUGUUAUGCAGCCUUAGUAUCGGUUGAAGGUUGUCUUGACUCUGCUGUGGCCAUGAGACUGGUGUUGACGUGCAAGAAGAUGAUGCGGGGCGCUUCAUUGUUUGGGCCGCGUGCGAGUGGUGAGCCGGGCCCACGAGCGAUCCACUGAGACUGAGCAGACACCGUUUGCACCCUGUGCACCCUGCUGCAGCCUUGGAAUGGCAGGGUGCUCAUCGUUCAUUAACGCCAUCCAUCCAUAAUUCACAUUUCUCCAUUUUGUAAUAUAAUGUCACACACAUAUUGCUCCAGAUAAACCUCCAGUGAUGUUUCAAUCACAUCGUCUGGUUUCGAAAAGAAAAAUUUAUUGUGGGCCAGAGGUGGUCCUCUCUUACUUAAUUUCAUUACUAAAGCAAUUUUUCUUUUCAAACAGUUUAAAACCAUAAAAAAUACUUCCUUCUCGUAAAGGUUUUUAAAUUUUGAUAAAUUAAUUUUGAUUUGAGUUGGAGGUAGGUGGUGUAGCUUGAAACAGUAUCAUAGGGGUUUAAUUUUGACAAUAUAUACAGAAUCUUCUAACAGUACAUUUUUCUAUUACACUUGAUUAGGACUGUACAAAACAUUUAUCUUUUCUUCAGAGGACAAAUUUGUUUUCACAAAUAUUUUUGAACAUUAUGAUUCAUGUUUUCAUAGGCACUUGAAGGUAGAUAUUUCCGGAGGUGCUCAUUACCAGAAAGUUAAAAUUGUUGUCCUAAAAUAUGUGCAUUUUGCUCAUCAUUAUCAUCAUCAUCAUCAUCAUCAUAAUCAGUGGGGUGCUAUGUGUGUGUUUUUCUUGCAGUACAAAAACAUAUUGAUGGCCAGAAUGAAUACUGCUUUCUUCCAUCAGUGAAUCCUUUGAAAUGUGGCUCAUUGUCAAAUAAACAAUUUACAGUUUAUUUACAAGCUGCAUUUUUUGUUAAAUCGGUCAACUCGAGAAUUUUGUGUAAGGUUAUAUUAAUGUUGCACAACAUAACAUAUUAACUUGAUUACUACCUUGCUGCAGUGUCGGUUAAUUAUCUCCCCCUGGACAUAACCUUUAUGAAGAGGUGUAAUGGACUUGAGCACUUGGUGGCACUUGAUUUGCAACUGAAAGCCAGCCCGUUCUUAUUACUAUUAUAUUUAUAUCUAUUAAAUCUCUGUUCACCAGUACAAAACCCCUAAAACAUUGGACAAGUCUCAAGUCUGUAUGUUGGUUAAUUUAGAUCUCUUAUUAUGUAAGACCUAUGGCAAUUGAACUUUUCGUGUUGUAACCUGUCAAUAUGUUGAGAGUGUAAAUGUUAAACUGUUUUCGAUGUUGAGAAUCUUCCCAGCUUGUGGGAAGGUCGCGAGGCCCGUUUUAAAGUCUCCAGUAGCACGUUUUAUGUAGAAUUUCCCCCCAUGACUAGAACUUCCCACACAAGACAAGUUAGUUAAAAUUUUUAUUGUUCAAAUCAAUGUAAUUUUUCAGAAGCCAAUGACAAUAAACUCCUUAUUUCACAUGA
Messenger RNA from Gigantopelta aegis, 3283 nucleotides. Its product is annotated as heterogeneous nuclear ribonucleoproteins A2/B1-like. Bases 128 to 1057 code for a protein of 309 amino acids. The transcript has 7 exons. NCBI's taxonomy places the organism in Eukaryota, Metazoa, Mollusca, Gastropoda, Neomphalida, Peltospiridae. The record is from RefSeq and is a predicted model, not a curated record. Gene Ontology annotation, molecular function: RNA binding.